This is a messenger RNA of Podospora bellae-mahoneyi, 6924 nucleotides long. RefSeq lists its product as uncharacterized. Gene Ontology annotation, cellular component: nucleus. The record is from RefSeq and is a predicted model, not a curated record. The coding region runs from base 1 to 6924 and encodes 2307 amino acids. The transcript has 4 exons. Gene Ontology annotation, biological process: DNA repair. Gene Ontology annotation, molecular function: methyltransferase activity; ATP-dependent chromatin remodeler activity; ATP binding. NCBI's taxonomy places the organism in Eukaryota, Fungi, Ascomycota, Sordariomycetes, Sordariales, Podosporaceae.
AUGCCUCCCAAGCGCAAAGCCGACAACUUGGAGGCGACCAAGUCGUCCAUAAAGACCAAGAAGAAGCCAGCCUCCUCGAACAAUGACAAGCAAAUUGCUGAUGCUCAAGCUUCGAGCACAAAAGAGUCCGCCAUUCUCACCGGCGUUGCCCCGUUGACCCAAGUGGGAGACAUGUUCUUCGACAUGGCCUCUCGGGUUCCGCCGCCUUCCAAGAAAACAGUCAUCUUGCGGGUGGCGACUGUCUGCUCCGGCACUGAUGCCCCCAUCAUUGCUCUAGAGGCGUUGAUGAAGGCUGUUGAGAUUCUUGGGCAUCCGACACCGUUUCAGCUAGUUCAUCAGUUCAGUUGUGAGAUCGAGGCCUUCAAACAAGGCUUCAUUCGAAGGAAUCUACCAGCCCCGACAAUUAUCUACCGCGAUGUUGCAGAUUUGGCUUUGGCUGCCAGCAAGCUGGAUGGAAAAGUUCUCACCGCAGGCGGUUCCAAGGUUGAGAUUCCCCAGGAGAAGAUCGACAUUUUCUUCUGCGGUUGCUCAUGUGUCGAUUAUUCUAGUCUGAAUAUCAACAUGACCAAAGCAAACAAAAAGGAGACCGAAGAGAAGCUUGGCGUUUUCCAAACUCUCGAUAAAUGGCUUCUUGAUGAUGACAACAAGAAGAAGAAGGACAAAGACAUUAACAAAACGCACCCAGUGCGACGAAACAAAGAUUUUGACCAAGUUCUCGACGAAUGCCUUGAUGGCAUGGUGGACGCGAAGCUUGGUGAAUCGAUACGCACGUUCUUUUCGGCGCUCAUUUUCAUCAAAGAGAGACGCCCCAAGAUCGUCAUCCUUGAAAAUGUCGACGGCGCUCCUUGGUGCAUGUACACCAAACGGAUUUUCCCACUUAUCGGUUACAAGGCCGAAUACCUUCAGGUCGAUAGCAAGCGGUACUAUCUGCCGCAAACACGCCAACGUGGGUAUCUCAUGGCAAUUGACACUGACGCCGCCUCUUCUCCUGGCUGCCCCACGUUGGAAGAGGCCGAGUCGAUCAUAGCUCAUUGGAGAGAAACCAUGAAGAGCCUUGAACGUGCCCCCUCGGCAUCUGUCGCCUCAUUUCUCCAGCUGCCAGACGACAUCGGUACGAUCACGGCCCGCGCUGAUAUGGAGAAGCCUCGUACGACCAAAGACUCGGAUUGGGGCACGAGCAGUCUUCGCCAUGCAGCUGAGCGUAGCCUUCACGAACUUGAAAUGGACGACAACCCCUUCAGCCAAAAGAUGAUGCGAAACCUCAAGGUGAUCGGUCCCAAGCUUCCGCCGCAAUCAUGGCGUCGCUGGUGGUUACAACAAACAUGCCGAUCCAUCGACACAAUGGACAUCAUCGAAGCCACCGGCAACAAGGCGGGAAUCCAUCUCGGUCACAAGACCUGCGUCAUUGAUGUCAGCCAAAACGUCGACAGAUGCACCCCCUUCAACCGUACUGGUUCCGUCAGCAAUCUCAAGCAAUCUCUGGGCAUCAUUGGCUGCAUCACCCCCAGCGGCGCCCCCAUUGUCACAGAUUUGAUGCGUCCGAUCACUGGCACAGAGGCCAUGGCUCUUCAAGGCAUGCCCGUCAACGAGAUGGCGAUUUCGUCUGAAACUCAAGAGCAGCUUCGUGAUCUGGCCGGCAAUGCCAUGACAGUCACCGUAGUCGGCGCAGCCACGCAUGCAGCUCUCCUUGCAAUUCACCGGCAUUUUCCUACACUCUUCGACACCGUCAGCGGUCCCCUCGCCUCGCGGUUCAAGCACUACACGAGAUCGCAGAAGUUGCUUCUUCAGCCUGGCAUCCAGCAGCCCUCGACUACAUCAGUCGUGUAUGAGCCCGAUACUGUGCAUCGACUUGUUCGUGACAUGAUCCGCGUGUGUCAUUGCCCACCACCCAUUGUUUCGGAUCAAGAUGGGAUUCCUAGCUAUUUUAUCUGCCGGACAUGCCAAACAACCGUUUGUGAGGAGUGCAGUGGGAAUCCCCUUCACCAGCUCGAACCCUGGAGGACCCAUUCCCCCGGAGCUUCAGAUGAAGAAGCGGCUCAAGUAUCCUCUGAUGGGGGUAAGGCGUCCCUCAAGAACCACCUUCCCCAAGCCUUCGUGCUUGGAAUCUUUCCCGAUAACCUGCCUGAGCUUCAAGGGAUGAAACAGCCCCCGGCUUGCGAGAUCCUGGCCAGCAAAACUCGCUAUUUCUUUGGAGAGAUCAAGGUCAGCGAAGUCGUCACCGCCACAUACAAGUCCAGAAGGACCAUCGCCCGUCUGGUUAUCCACCCAGAUGGAAAGUCUACCUGGUUCAUUCAUCACAACCCAGGUUCGAACCUCGACAAUCCGCCCACCCUCCCUAGGACGUUUGAACCGAGCUCGCCCAUUGCUCGCGGCGACUUCCACAUGAGCGUCAAUGGAGUCCACAACAUCAAGUGGUCGUUUUGGAUCCCAGACAGAAUCAACAUCACCGCCCUCCUCGAGAGAGAUUCCAGCACUGCGUUCGCCACAGUAAGAGACAAAGUCUCGGGCACGUAUGCGCAUGCACCCGAGUGCGGGACAGCCGGUAAUGAGCUAUACGUCAGCCUACCCGAGUUCCAUCAGACGGAGCCGACUUUCAUCCUCCGCCAAUGCUCUCGGACCGGUCCUGCUACAGAGGAUUCUCUGGUCUGGUCAAGUGAGAUGCGCAAGCUUGAUUACCAUGAGAUCAGGGAUACCUACAUCCAGGCUCUUCCGGAUCUGAAGCUCACCACAUUUCCCGUUGGGCACAUUGGCGAGACAACACUCUUCAGUCCAGGAUAUUGGACCGAGAUUCAGCAAGACCACUCCCUCAGUAUCUGGGAACGUCUCGAAGCUACUGAAAUUCACUGGGGACAAACGAAAGAUGUUACACCUAUGUCGUCUUUGGGGGAUAACGCUACUAGCCCUCCACACUUCUCACGUUUUGUCCUUGCUGAAAUAACUGCCAAUGUUGACCAAUUUCCCUUGUCGGCCGCUCGAAGGCAUAUGCUCGAGGCUCAUGGAACUCCGGGACAGUUCAUCAUGGUUCCCUCCAACAUCACCGAAGACUUCUUGCAUGACUUUGCAUUCGCUGCAAAUGCCUUCAGAGCCCAGAAUCUCGGCGGACCUCGUGAAGAAGUCAAACAUUUUACUGACUGGAUUCGCAUCGACCGGUCUGAGCAAUGGUCAAGGCCACCACCUGAGAUCCACAUCAGCAAGACAAAAGGCAAGCGUUUAGCUGUUGAAGACCCUGAUGAAGCCAAAGACUUUGAGGAGACUCUCCUCAACAUGCCACGAGCCAUUGCCAUCGCUGCCCAGCUUCAAGAUCCCGAAUUGUGUCUCAUAGCCACACUGCAGCCCCAAGUUCUGGCCUCAAGAGCCUAUGCAUACCUCUUACAAGCACACAGAACGGUACCAAGUGGCAGCAGGGAAAUCCAGUCUGCAGAGACCUACUUCAAGGUUUAUAUCGAUCAUGCCAAGCCCCGAAACAUGAGCUUCCCGGGCUUCCAUCCUCUCAUCAAGCCCUGCAAUGACAGCAACAGACACGGGAUCCAGUACGACGAAGCCGACAAGUACAGGAUGAUCAACCCACCUCGAUUCCAAGCCGGUCGUCACAAGCUUCGCGACAGUCAACGAAAUGCUGUUUUGUGGAUGCUUCUCCGCGAGGAAAAGCCCGAGCCAUUCCUAGAAACCGAGAUUGAGGAGGAGGUGGUGACCCCUCUCUCCGUCCGUGUUGUUGGAAAAGCGACUUGGCCGACCAGAUUUCCCUACAGCUCUCGAGGUGGCGUGGCGGCUCACGAGAUUGGAUACGGAAAGACCGUGGUGACACUUGCUCUGAUCGAUUCCCGAUGCUGGUUCGACCGUGAGGCCUCUAUCGAGGAGCGUCGCCAGGUUGAUGAGUGCUGGCAUGAGGAGCUCAAGUCCAAGUACGAAGAGCUCAAAGAAGUGGGACUUCCCCUCGCCGAAGAUGAGAAGAAUGAGUUCUUCAUCCAUCUUUCGGCGACUCUUGUGGUGGUGCCUGAGCACCUCACGGAGCAGUGGUCUCUCGAAGCGAAAAACUUCCUCGGUCUGAAGGUCGGAAGCCAGGUCAUUGUCAUCAAAACAGUGGCCCAGUUCUACCUCGGUCGGAAGUUGGACGUCCUGAGGAAGGCGGAGCUCAUAAUCAUGAGCUCCAAGAUCCUCGGUGACAAGUUCUUCGAGAAACUGUGGGGGUUUGGAUGGGGUGAUCUCGAUCCCCCAUUCAAGGAUCUCUCGGGACGCGCGCGUGAGCGCUGGUACCGUCAGGCUCUGCGCAACCUGCGCAUCCUGACGGCCAGUAAGCUCGCGGCUGCAGGCGGCAAAGACAACGCCGCAGCCGAGCGCCGUUUCUUUGGUCUGCAGGCGUCGGAACGUGAGGCUUUCCUGGCCAAGAUCGUUCCCGAUAGCCGGCGGAAGGACCAGAGAACCCCAAGGGAUAAAGUCCCAGCUUCGCCGGCGAAGAAGGAAGAAGGGGGGGGCAACUUCGCGCGUGUCGUAUGGGACGAGUGCUCAUACGACCACAAGGCGGACAACAAGAACAUCCCGUUCUUUGUUGAAAACCUUGUCGCGAACGCGAAGUGGCUCCUCUCGGGUACGCCCAAGGUGUUCGGCCUCUCCGAGGUCUGCAAGACGGCCAAGGUUUUUGGCGUUCACCUGGCGCGGCCCGAACCGCGCAUCAUGCCCGGUCUCCCGGCCGUCACUGGUGGUCCGGUCUUGGAACCUGCUUCCAAGAGCGAGGAGUAUCACGCCUACUCCUCCGCGCUCAAGAGUGCUUCUCUCGCCCACGAGAGACACUCCCAGGCCCAGGCCUUCGUGCGGCAAUUCUUCCGCGCCAACCGCGUUACCGAUGAUGGUGGCACGGCUCUCUCUUCGGUGGAGGUGGUUCUUCCUGUCCGCAUGAAAGGAGUGACGGCAGCGCGCUACUACAUGGCGCACCAGGAAGCCCUCGAUGCCGACAUGGACUUUGCAGCCAUAUCCAGUCACGUACGCCAGCAGCCAGACUACUCGAAAGAAGAUAUGGGGGAUUCAACCAAGUCUACGACCAUGAUGUUGGGUCUGUUGGCCAAUGAUGUGGUGGCUGUGUCUCGCGCCUUGACACUUCCAGAAUUCGAGAACUCCCUCACGAGAUCCCAUUGCCGACUGGCAACGUCCGUCAAGUUUCUUUGGGAUAAGGCUGUGUGGCUCAAUAAAUGGCUUACUUACCUCUACCGCAAUGAAGUCAAAAAAGAACAAGAGAACCUGCAAAAAGAAGCAGCAAUGUGCUCAUUCCAAUACCUCUGUAAAGAGGUGAAUGUGGCAAGGGAAGGAGACUUCAGGCACUACGGGGGAGGAGAAGAAGUGUUCAACUGUGUGGCUCAUGCCAUGGUCAACGGCUGUCUUCCGACUGAUCCUACCGUCGAUCCUGCCGCUAUCAUUGCCCAACCCAUGAAAGAAUUCGAGGGUCCCUGGGUGGACGGGUACGAUCAGUCCAAGGCUCAUUUUACCUGGCUGCACUUCUUCGACAAAGCGGAGAUCGAGAUUCCCAAGACAGUCAGCAACGAGACCGCGGUACGGCUUGCUGAAGACCUCUGUGCUCUACGCCGCACACUGCACAUCAACACUCCCCUGGCAAAGGCCCCCCUUCUCCCGGGCGGCUUUGAUCCGGAGCCUCUGUUUCACCCCAGGCCUAAUAUGCCAUUGCCUGAUAUUCGCAAUGGUCUGGACCAGGAUAAAACGACCCUCGGCAACUGGACUGUCAAGGAACUGAUUGAAUUUUGCCAUGCGCACAGAGACCUCAUGCCGGACAGACCUGAGUAUGAUGACGAAAAAUGCCUACCUUUUGAUGCCGAAGGUCUCCACGUCAGCGCCAGUACGACCAGGAGCCAGCUAGUGUCCAAAGCAGUGGAGUUGAACCUGAAAUCUCACGGCGCCGUACCCAAGCUCCGUCAAGCACUCUGGGAACAUAGCAAGAACAUAGGUCGUGGAGGUGCCUACCGCGACGGCAGACCCCAGUCCCUUAAAGACGGUACCUUCAAGAAUCCAGAAAAUAAGUCCGCGAUGCUUUCAGAGUUCAAAUCGACGGUGGCCGAGCUGAUGAAGACCAUGGGCGACUUCAAGAACGCCACGAAGGAACUCGCAUUCAUGCCCAAGUUUAUCCAGUUCUCGACUUCUCCGGACAGGGACCAGCUGCUGCAAUCAAGGACCUGCGAUGGUGAGAGCUGCGGGAGACCCCUGACCUCCGCGAGCCAGUCUUACAUCGUGGUUGCCUGUGGACACAUCUUGUGUUCUGCCUGUCGCCAUCCACAGACGGCAAGGCUCUGCCCUGCCAGGAAAUGCUCGUCCUUCAUCAAGGAACGCCCAGUCAUCCCCUGCACCGAACUCAACGACAACGUCAAGAUGUCCAAGGUGGACCACAUGAUGGAGCUGGUCAAAAGCAUCAUCGCCAAAGAUGAGCGUGUUUUGGUAUUCGGCCAGUACCAGUCCUACCUCGAGAAGCUGUGGUCCAGGAUCAAGGAGAUAGAUCCCAAGGCCACUAACCUGGCUUUAGUCACCAGCUCGAGGGAUACGUCUGCUAUGUUGGAGAAGUUCAAGUCAGGAAUCGGGGGCAAUGUGAUGCUCCUCAACAUUGACAAUGAUACCAGCGCCGGCAGCAACCUCACCGUCGCCAACCACAUCAUCUUUGCCAACCCCUACUUCCACCCCAACAAGCACCACCAGGCCAUCACGGUUCGCCAGGCCAAGGGCAGAUGCCUCCGGUACGGACAGACGAAGACUGUGUAUGUGUACCACUUCAUGAUGGCACACACGGAUGAGGACCGGCUUCUUCGUGAGCACCAGGUCGAUAACCCGGCCAUCAAGAGAUACUUUGACAACGUCAACGGCGGUGAGAACGGAGUUAUUGUGAGUAAGCACUGCUUUAAUGUGCCGGGACAAAGGAGAUACCGUGAUUAA